UCAAAAUGGCGACAUUUCCGAAGGUAAACACGACUGACAGCUUUCAAAUCGAGACGUAGGCUAUAACGUAACGCUACAUCAAGUCACUCUACAUUUGAUUUUGAAAAAUGAAAAUAUGUUUUCAUGCUUUGUGUGGUAUGGUGUUGCUGCUCUCCUUACCUUUCUGUGUCACCAGUCCAGUGCCGAUAGGAACGUUUCAGACCAAAUGUCUUGAACGUCACUUUUGGCUUUCUGUCAAGUUCAGCUUCCUUGGCCUGAUGAUCCGUUUUGACUUUGAAGACCAGUAUGGAUUCCACAUCUUGUCUGAUCAGGAGGCCACACUCUGUGGUUACACUGUCCUAAUCAAUGCUGUUGGAGACCUGGUGUUUCGUGCCUCCUUCCUGGCUUGUCACGUCCACAGCGAGAGAGGCAUCGACUAUCGCCUGCGUCUUUGGUUUGUGAACCUGCAGGCCGAUGGGAAGGUGGCGGCGGCAUAUCCCUUUCAGCUCCACUGCUCACUCCGGGGGCAGUGGAGCACCAGAGAGAUCGUCUGUGAGGAAAACUACAUGGAGGUGUCCAUCCAGCAGCCUAUCCUGCGAAAUGAGAAGAAGGGAGCUGCUGAGGCAGACAUGGCUGUGAUGUUCCACAGAGAGGACCACCCGCAAGAGGAAGCGAGGGUAUUGUCCCUGAUGGAGGCUGCUGCUCUGGGCUACCACAUCUCAGUGCGUGGCUCUCACCUCACCCUCCGCUGUUCCUACUCCUCCCCUCUCUCAUACUUUGUCAAGGAGAGGGGAGUGGAUUUAGAGAUUGUCAGAGCAACCAUCCUGUACCGAAUCCAGAGCUACUUCCUCACUGUUGACACCACUGUUGCCUGUGCUCUGAAUGAGGCUACAGCAGAUGGGUCUGACCUGCUCUGGACUGUCCCUUAUAUUCUGUCUCCGUUAGUCCAUGGUCAGUUCAGGGACAGAGGCAUGAGGAUGGGAGUGAAAGGCCGGGCUCUAAGUGAGUCUGAAAAUAAAGAGAGGGGAUACAAGAUCGACCUGCGGGAGGGGAGAGUGGAGGUCAGGAUUCCUUUGGGAGCCCAUGGUGGACACAUUAAGAGUGGUGUUGUGAGGGGACGGUACAGCCAGUCCAUGUCUGCGGAUCUUUUCUUCAUGAGUCAGUGGGAGGACGAGCGCUGGCCGCUCACACAGCAUCGCACCUCCAGGCUCCUUAAGACUCCUUUCAUCCCACAAAUCCUCUUCACCAACAACACAGUCCUAUCUGAGGGAUUGUUUUCUGUCACCUUAGGUCUCUUUGCGCCUGACGUUUCCUUGCAGAAGGUGACAGUAGAUAGUGGUGGUGACCUUUUAACCUGGACCCAGAGUGACACAGACAGCUUCAGAGUAUCCAGGCUCUCCCACUCUAAUGGGAGCCACUCCUACCAGCUUGGUUUCCCAUUGUCACACCCAAAAAUAAUCCCAGAGCAUAUAGGUGGUGGCUAUGAGACGUACAGCCUCUCUUUCACCUUUACUCUUAACAUUGUACCCAACGGAGAAGUGUUUUACCAUCAAGCCACUAUAGAGCAGAGUGUUGAAUAUGCAGCUCCUGGUUCCCCGAAGCUGGAGGGGAAGUGCACAGAGAAGAGCCUGCUGGUGCUGCUGCACCACGGGGCCCAGCCUGACCUGCAGUGGGAGCUCUUCCUCGGAGCUCGCAAACUGGACUGGGACCUGGUGGAGAUGGGUGGGUUCGUGGUGGAGACGGAGGAGGACUACUUGACUGUGGAGAUCCCCCUCUACAGCCCUGGAAUGAACUAUGUGGAGCUGACAUUGCGGGGUCUUGUGUCUAGGGUGGAAGUGUCUGUUGUGGAUGCAGAGUCUCUGAAAGUGGAGGACAGUCUUGUCCAUGAAUGCACUUUUCCUGUUGGAGAACUCCUAGUAUGUUUGCCAGAAGGGAGGAUGGUGGCAGUAGUCGACACCACCCGCACCAUCCCGCCCACUCACCCCAACCGGACCACCCUAUUGGACCCCAGUUGUGUUCCCAUGGAGACGGACAGUGCCAGAGCAAUGUUCAGCUUCAGCCUGGACUCCUGUGGGACAACUGUAAUUACCGAGGGAAAUGUCAUUGUUUAUGAAAACCAGAUCAGUUACCCUCAAGAUUUACUGCCUUUAGAUGAUCCUCUCAUACACAGAGAUUCUCCAUACAGGCUCACAAUUCAGUGUCGUUACCCAGCAAACGAUAGUAGUACUCUCGCUAUCCAACACCCUUUGAACUCCUCUCUGAACCUUUCACCCGUGCCAGUCAAACGCACCCGCAGGGAAGCUGCAAACACAGGCCAAAGGAGAUGGAGAGUGAAUUUGGAGGGACAGCAAAACCUUCGUCUCGUGUGGAUCGCUUGGAUUCAUGUCUCCGUUCUGCUGCUGCUGAUGCUCUGCACAUGUUUUUGCAUACCUCACCUGUAAAUGAAAUAAAUUAAUGCUAUUUUUUUAUUAGGUCCUUAUUGUAAGUUAUUUUAUGUUUGUGUUUUUAUUUUAUUUUUAUUUAGUAUUUAUCCUGACAAGAUGAAGAAGAAGAAAUUCAAUGAAUGGAACUGUUUCUUUUUGAAAACAUGCAUGCCAAUGUCAAUGUUAUUUAUAGCACCUUUCAUUACACCUAAACCCAAAGUGCUUUACACUUUUGAUUUU
Molecule: messenger RNA, 2642 nt
Organism: Sander lucioperca (pikeperch)
Lineage: Eukaryota; Metazoa; Chordata; Actinopteri; Perciformes; Percidae
Exons: 19
Coding region: 108-2420 (770 amino acids)
Source: RefSeq, a predicted model, not a curated record